This is a messenger RNA of Exophiala bonariae, 447 nucleotides long. RefSeq lists its product as uncharacterized. The record is from RefSeq and is a predicted model, not a curated record. Gene Ontology annotation, molecular function: catalytic activity. Gene Ontology annotation, biological process: DNA repair. The transcript has a single exon. Lineage: Eukaryota; Fungi; Ascomycota; Eurotiomycetes; Chaetothyriales; Herpotrichiellaceae. The coding region runs from base 1 to 447 and encodes 148 amino acids.
AUGGUACGUGAACAAUCAGAAGAGGCACAAUGGUGGUUUCAGGCAGUCUACAGUGCUGUACAGGAAAUCCCAUAUGGAAAAGUGACGAGCUAUUCACAAAUUGCACAUCUACUUGGGUUCCCCAAACGAGCUCGUCAAGUGGGAGUGUGUUUGAAGCACCUUCCAACGUACAAUCCAGCAGAACCGGACAAAUUCUUCUUUCAUGAUCAAAAUGUGCCUUGGCAACGAGUGGUCAAUGCGAAGGGUGGGAUCAGUCCACGUGGGGAUGACGGACUCGGAGCCAGCCGACAAGCACAGAAGUUGGGAGAAGAAGGAGUUGAAGUGAACCAAGCUCGAGGGCUUGAGGAUCAAUGGGUUGAUCUGGGUCGAUAUGGAUGGUUCCCCAAGAGACUUCCCAGCGAAGCCGACGAGGAGGAUAGCGAUGAGUCAGAAGGUGAUGGGGAAUGA